AGCAAGCAUCAGGACCAGUCUGGAGUUCAGCAGCAGCCCCGCCACUCACUCUGCGCUCACUGGCUCUCCUUUCCCCGUUUUAAAGAAAGCAAACACAUGUGAGUUUCUGCUGCUCUUACUACAGAAACACGGAGCGGAUAACUUGAGUGAGGAAACGCAGGUAAAGGGAAUCUAAGCUUUUUUUUUACAGAGAGGAAAGAAAAGGGGAAAGGAAAUCCCCUCCUUUUUUACCACGACCACCUUUUUCCCUCUUUCUCGGACUUCUCUUAACAAGUUUCUCACACAAAGAGGGAUGCUGCAUGUUCCCGAGCCGCACUUGCACUCAGAGGGAACCUAAAAAAAAGUGCACCAGAGCGGAAUUACACACUGCAAGCGCAACAAAGCGGACACUUUUAUUGACUGGAGGAUCAGCGCGCUUCAUAAAAUGAUCCCAAUCGGCGGCGCGAUAACAUGUCGCAUCCCGUCUGAUGAUUGACACAUUUGAGGAUCGACUUAAAGAAAAAACUGGAGGAGGACAUUAGAAAGUCAGAGAAUUCGUCCUGAGCCACAUCUGCUGGCAUCUUCUUUUUUUUUCUUCUGGAGUCCGGACAACAGAUCACCGUCCAGAUGCAGUUUCGACUCUUCUCAUUUGCGCUGAUCGUAUUGAACUGUAUGGAGUACAGCAACUGUCAGGCGCCGUCGCACCGUUGGAAGAGAAACAAAAGAGCUAGCUAUGGAACGUACCCCAUCUGUAAAGGCUGCUCCGUGUGCUCCAGGGACAACGGCUGUGUAAACUGCCAGCCCAAACUCUUCCUGUUUUUGCGAAGAGAGAGAAUGAGGCAGUACGGGGAGUGUCUUCACGACUGCCCAGCCGGAUACUAUGGCAUGCGCAGCCCCGAACUCAACAUGUGCUCCAGGUGCAGGAUAGAGAACUGCGAGUCCUGCUUCAACAAAGACUUCUGCACCAAGUGCAAGUCAGGCUUUUACCUACACAAAGGGCGCUGCUUUGAGAAGUGCCCCGAGGGCUUUGCCCCGCUGGAGGAAACCAUGGAGUGUGGAGAAGGCUGCGAGGUGGGCCAGUGGAGCGAAUGGGGAGCCUGCACCAGGAGAAACAAAACCUGUGGCUAUAAGUGGGGUCUGGAGACCCGGACGCGGCACAUUGUAAAGAAACCACCCAAGGACACGAUACCCUGUCCCACCAUCGCUGAGUCCAGGAUGUGCAAAAUGGCCCUGAGGCACUGCAGGAGAGGCUCAGGGAAGCAGCGAUCCAAAGAACCAAAGAAGAAGAACAAGCAGAGGCUGCGGUUUCGGGCCCAGAACCAGCACAGCGACCACUUGGCCUCUUCGCGCCCCAGCCAGUGAGGUCUUGUACUACGGACUUCCCAUUGAACAAAGAAAAACCAACGCAAAGCUGCUGCACCCAUAUUCUGACAGACGACUAUCCACCGCCUCAUC
Messenger RNA from Trematomus bernacchii (emerald rockcod), 1434 nucleotides. It is a transcript of the gene rspo2, whose product is annotated as R-spondin 2. The transcript has 6 exons. The record is from RefSeq and is a predicted model, not a curated record. Bases 607 to 1341 code for a protein of 244 amino acids. Lineage: Eukaryota; Metazoa; Chordata; Actinopteri; Perciformes; Nototheniidae.